AUGCUGCAUGGGACGUUGGGUGCAGAUAUGGCUCCGAGACGUGCUGUUAACGGAGAUAGGGAUGAAGAGGGACGUGAGGAGGUGCGACCCCCUCCAGAUGCCGCUACACGAUUACUUGAAGGAAUGGCUCAAUUAUUUGAACAGUAUGCGGGUAAUGCUAAUAGGGGAGGGCAGCAGGACAUCUACGUGCAGUUUAGGAGAAUGGAUCCUAAAGAUUUCUCAGGUACUACCGAUCCAUUCAUGGCGGAGGGAUGGAUCCGUUCAUUAGAGGUGAUCUUCCGAUAUAUGAAUAUGGCUGAUGCUGAUAGGGUCCGUUAUGCCAUCUAUCUGCUGAAAGAUGACGCUUCCUUAUGGUGGGAGGGAGCUGAAAGAGGGGUUGAUCUAAAAACCUUGACUUGGGAGGAUUUCAAGAGAAUUUUCUAUGAUAAAUACUUUACAGCCGACAUUCGGGGACGACUGAAGAGGGAGUUUAUGAGUCUCCGCCAGAGGGAUUUAACUGUUGCGGAGUUUGUCAAGAAGUUUGAUAGGGGGUGCCAUUUUGUGCCCCUUAUUGCCAACGACGCUGCUGAGAAACUCAGACACUUCUUGGAUGGUCUUAGGCCUACUAUCCGCUGA
This is a messenger RNA of Zingiber officinale, 615 nucleotides long. RefSeq lists its product as uncharacterized. The record is from RefSeq and is a predicted model, not a curated record. The coding region runs from base 1 to 615 and encodes 204 amino acids. The transcript has a single exon. Lineage: Eukaryota; Viridiplantae; Streptophyta; Magnoliopsida; Zingiberales; Zingiberaceae.